AUGAAUGAUGACCUGUUGGCUUUUGCUAAUGGUUUUUCAUUGAUCUGUUUUAUUAUGGUGGCUUCUUCUCAGUUUGUGAAAAAGGUGGCUGCGGACAAGCUUGUUGCUGAGUUUGCAGUCCCAGAUAACAAAGGAGAAUCCUCAGAUCAGGUACAACAAGAAGUUGUAUCAAGAACAUUUACAGCCGUGUGGCGCUUGCAAUCAAAAAGCAAAACAUUCUACCACUGUUUUUUGGGCAACGAAUGUAGCCAAAUCUACCACAAAGAAUGUCUUGAACCUCAACCUGAGAUCAAAGUCCCUUAUCAUCCCAAACAACCUCUCCAACUUCUUUUUCCAUCUCCCAAUACACUUCAUCUGUGGAGCAGCAAUUACAAGUGUAAUUGUUGUGGAGAAAACACUAAAAAUUUCUAUUACUCUUGUUCUAUUUGUGAUUUUAAUUUACAUCCUCUUUGUGCAAUAAAUUUGAACAGCCUUUCUAUAAACUACCCAAAAAGGCACGACCAUACACUCACAUACUUCCCUCGAGUAAACUCCUUAACUUGUGAUGUUUGUGCAUUGGGUAAUGAUAAACAUUUCAUCUACGUUUGUUACCAAUGUGAUUUCCUCGUCCAUUAUACGUGUAUCUACUUACCAACCACAAUUAGAAUAUCCCGUCAUUACCACCGUCUUUCUUUCAUUACUCAUAUUACUAAUAAGAAUUGGUCGUCUUGUGGAGUUUGUCGCCAAGGGGUUGAAAAAAAUUAUGGACAAUACUCUUGUGUGAAGGAUUAUUGCGAUUAUGUUGUUCAUUCUAAAUGUGCAACACGAGAAGAUUUAUGGGACGGAAAAGAACUUGAAGGAGAACCAGAAGUCGAGUAUGAAGAUAUUAAGGCGUUUAAAGAGAUAAGCAACGGAGUUAUAGAACAUGACAGUCAUCCAUAUCAUCACAUGAGACUUGAGAAGAAGGAGAAUGGUAGAGUGGAAGACGGAAAACGGUGUCAAGCGUGCAUCCUUCUUAUCUAUGAAUGUAGCAUUUAUAGUUGCAUGCGGUGUGAUUUUAUCCUCCAUGAAACAUGUGCGCAUCUUCCUCGUAAAAAAUGGCAUCCGCUGCAUGCCCAUCCACUUACUCUACAAGUGGCUCAUCAACGUAGAUUCGAGUGCGUAGCUUGUGAAAACCAUUGUUGUGGUUUUGCAUACACGUGCUACGAAGGCGCUUGUUCUUUUCAAUUAGAUGAACAUUUGAGCUGUAUCGAAUGUUUUAAUUUUGUUUUUUGUUUCCGUUGUGCCACUUUACCAUAUAAGGUGAAGUACAAACAUGACGAACAUUAUCUCACUUUAUCCUACAAUGAAGAUACAGGAGGAUACAAUUGGUGUGACAUAUGCGAGAAGGAAACAUAUCCACAUGUUGGGUUUUAUAAGUGUGAUUCGUUGUGUAGCAUCACAGUUCACAUUGAAUGUAUAUUGGGGGUAGAUCCAUUUAUGAACCAUGGUCAAGGUUUCGUAAUCAAAGGCUACAUAUGGGUUCGGAUAAUUCCCAACGAUGGUCUUACUCGAGAAAUUUGCAUGGGGUGUCGAAAGCAUUGCCGUUACAGAAUAGCCUAUGAAGCUGAUGAUUUAAAAGGAAGUAGACUAUUACUUUGUUCCAUGGAGUGUAUAUAUUCUGUCCUAAAGCUUCCCAAGAAUAUUUACUCCUAG
Messenger RNA from Brassica oleracea var. oleracea, 1674 nucleotides. RefSeq lists its product as uncharacterized. The transcript has 5 exons. Lineage: Eukaryota; Viridiplantae; Streptophyta; Magnoliopsida; Brassicales; Brassicaceae. Bases 1 to 1674 code for a protein of 557 amino acids. The record is from RefSeq and is a predicted model, not a curated record.